GUGGGCUUCCCCUCAGGAUAGAGCACACAGACACACCAGCGUGCACCGGACGGACCGGAGCUGGAAUUGGACGCACAGCCCAGCAUCUUACGGGAACUUCACAGAGAGCGUCCAGGAUGUCAGUGUCGCUCUGGUGCAAGGAGGAGCAGGAGGAUGCCAUGCCAAGGGCGCCCUGGGACCCCCACGCCAGCGGGGAGCGUGUGCUGGGGAUGCUGCUGCAGGUAGAGCAGCGAUACUCACCGUCGGCCCUCUACGUGAACCUCACUCAAAGACAGCCUCAGCAGAGGGAACAGCUGGCCAAGUGGGCACUGGAGGUGUGCUGUGAGUCCAGCUGUGAGGAACGCGUCUUCCCCCUAGCCGUGACCCUGCUAGACCGCUUCCUAUCAACCUCCCUGGCCCUGCCGCCCUCACCGCUUUGCCUGGCCGCAGCCUGCGUCCUGCUCGCCUCUAAGCUGCAGCAGAGUGAGCCGCUGGGUGCUCAUGCACUCUGUGCCGCCGCCCCUGGCGCCUUCCUGCCCCAGAACCUGCGGGAGAUGGAGCGGGUUGUCUUAGCAACACUACAAUGGGAUGUUGCUGCCAUUACUCCCCAGGACUUCUUCCCACACUUGCUACCUGCUCCCACGGAGAAAGGAGCUGGCACUGCAGACGCAGAGGCGUUUCUGUCUACCCUCCGUCGUCAUGGUGACACCCUGGUCGCCAUGUGCGUCUGUGAUGCCCGCUUCCUGGGGAUGCCGCCGUCUCUGGUUGCCGCGGCAGCACUGAACUCUGCCUUCCGAGGUCUGGAUGACAGGGGUCCUCAGCUAGGGGACAUGCCAAAAACACUGGCCGCACACUGUCGUAUUAACUUGGCUGUACUGCAGUACUACACAGACAUGAUAGAGGGCGCACUUUCAGAGCGACUGAGGGCCGGACAAACGCAGCAAGAGAAGCAACACAAGGCAGAGAAGGACGGAGACAUAGAGGAGGAGAGAGCCAGCACCCCAACUGACCUGCAAGACGUUGAUUUUUAAAGAAUGAGAAGCAGCAGAAAUUUUCAUUCAAAUCAAACUGCAUCAAAAUAACCAGUUAAAACUGAUUUAACUAAAACGUCAAAUCUAGGUAUUUUUAUAUUUAAUGUAUUAUUUAUUUAUUUAUGGUCUAUUCGUACUUCUGUUUAAUUUUAUCUUAGAAUGUUUUAUGUCAUAUUGUUUUGGUCUUUGCUACAAUCUUACAAACAUUUUAUUUAAGAUAUUUAUAUAUUUAAUUAUGGUGUUUAUUUUAUUUGUCCUAAUUUAUUCGUAUGUGUAUAUAAUCACUGAAUUUUGCAUGUUAUAUUGUUGUAAAAUGUGUUGUUUGAGACAAUGAAUGACUUUUUCCAUUUUUUAAGAAUAUCCCAAAUUAGUGUUUAAUUACUCUUCACAUUGAAGACAAUAACUGUCCAUGUUUCAAAUGAUAUUUUGCAUACUUGUUUUAUAAAACAGAAAAGUGGUUCUUCUUUACGUUGUCCUUGACUGAAUUAUCAUUGAAAACACCAGAAUAUCACACGG
Brienomyrus brachyistius is the source of this 1526-nucleotide messenger RNA. It is a transcript of the gene ccndx, whose product is annotated as cyclin Dx. Bases 117 to 1010 code for a protein of 297 amino acids. Gene Ontology annotation, cellular component: nucleus; cyclin-dependent protein kinase holoenzyme complex; cytoplasm. Lineage: Eukaryota; Metazoa; Chordata; Actinopteri; Osteoglossiformes; Mormyridae. Gene Ontology annotation, biological process: mitotic cell cycle phase transition; regulation of cyclin-dependent protein serine/threonine kinase activity; positive regulation of G1/S transition of mitotic cell cycle. Gene Ontology annotation, molecular function: cyclin-dependent protein serine/threonine kinase regulator activity. The record is from RefSeq and is a predicted model, not a curated record. The transcript has 4 exons.